AUGUCCCGAGGUUUCAUUUUAUUCACAUUUUGUAAGUUUUUUUUACAGUUUGUGACAUUUCGUUUCUUUUUACAUUAAGUCUGCGUCAUCCUUGUGAAAUAAAAGUUACUAUUUAUUAUCUGUGAUUAAAUUAUUUCUAAGAAAAAAGAUAAGAUGAUUUUUGUAAUUCAAAACUCAGCAAGCUUUGUUUACAUAAUAAUCCGGCUUUUGUAUCGGAAAUAUUUCGAUUAAAAACGCUUGAUAUAAAGUGCUCCAUAUGUUAAUGUAUUCCCAAAACCAAGGACUUUCGCUUCUGUUGCAAAGACUAUAUUUUUAAUGAUAAUAGUUCCAUUUUUUUAAGUUAUGGAAGUAAAAAAUCCCCACAUUAAUUUACAAAAAAACGCAAACAAACGUUGCAAAAACAGCUGUCAAAAAUAACCAUCCCUGACUGAAUCCAUAUAUUUUAGGUCUAGUAUUGUCGUUGACAGUAGCAUCGGCGUCAAUUCGGCCACCAGAAAAACGUCUAAAUUUCAAUUUUAUGCGAACAUGGCAGCCGUUUAAUGGAGCCCCCAUUCCCCCGGAAGAUGGCUUCACGGAGAGGCAGAUAGUCCAGAGAGCCAUCGAUUCUCCCCGUCGACGGAUUCACAACCGGCUUCUCUGCAUGGCAGCAUUGGCAAAUCCGAUUGCUUGCUCCGGUGUCUGA
Bursaphelenchus xylophilus (pine wood nematode) is the source of this 682-nucleotide messenger RNA. Lineage: Eukaryota; Metazoa; Nematoda; Chromadorea; Rhabditida; Aphelenchoididae. The record is from the annotation of a GenBank genome assembly.